Molecule: messenger RNA, 2872 nt
Organism: Myripristis murdjan (pinecone soldierfish)
Lineage: Eukaryota; Metazoa; Chordata; Actinopteri; Holocentriformes; Holocentridae
Gene: nr2c1
Product: nuclear receptor subfamily 2, group C, member 1
Exons: 14
Coding region: 198-2030 (610 amino acids)
Biological process (GO): regulation of DNA-templated transcription
Molecular function (GO): DNA-binding transcription factor activity; sequence-specific DNA binding; zinc ion binding
Source: RefSeq, a predicted model, not a curated record
CUACAGACUGCGCAUGCGCACAAUCAUAAGCAGAGGAAAAAAGGUCACGAACUCUGACCCUCCCACCAACUGCAGCAAACACUUAAAAUAUUAAUUUAUUGAAGUCAAUUCACAAUCUGGCAUAAGAUUUUCCCGUCAGUUGUAUGUGCCUCAUGGGGCAUUGAAUUGAAGAGAAGUGGAGGUAAAUACAUAUCAGAAUGGAUGGACAAACUCAAAGGAUUCAACUCGUGUCAGCAGAUGGUGGCAUGGCACUGGGACACAGAAUCCAGAUCGUAACUGAUCAGCAGACUGGCCAGAAGAUUCAGAUCGUCACAGCAUUGGAGCCAUCCUCCCCCGCAAAGCAGCAAAUUAUUCUUGCAAAUGCUGACUAUUCUUCAGGCGGGAAGGUGAUCUUGGCCAAGCAGGAAGGCUCACCCAACAAGGUCAUCCUGGCCGCUCCAGAUGGCUCUGGGGUCAACCAGCUGCUCUUUACCUCUCCUGAAUUGGCUGGGCAGCAGAUUCAGUUUGUAACCGAAGGUUCAGACCAGUCUGUUGUCAAGCCAGUUGUGGAGUACUGUGUUGUGUGUGGGGACAAGGCCUCAGGGCGUCACUAUGGAGCUGUCAGCUGUGAGGGCUGUAAGGGUUUCUUCAAACGGAGCAUUAGGAAGAACCUGGUGUACACAUGCAGGGGCAACGGAGAAUGUGCCAUCAACAAGCUCCACAGAAACCGCUGCCAGUACUGUCGACUGCAGCGCUGCAUCGCCCUGGGCAUGAAACAGGACUCUGUUCAGUGUGAGAGGAAACCUGUUGAAGUAUCAACCAGAGAGAAGUCUGUCAACUGUGCCGCCUCCACAGAAAAGAUCUACAUCCGCAAGAACCUGUGUAGCCCUUUGGCUGCUACGCCCACUUUUGUAACAGACAAGGAAACAGCAAGGUCCACAAGUUUGCUUGAGUCAAGCAUGCUGCUCAAUAUCCAGCAACCCUUCUCCAAGCUAGAAAACACCAUCCUUGUCCCGGCGUCACCUGACACAGAUGAUCCAUGUCAGGGUGACCUCAGCACGCUGGCCAAUGUGGUGACGUCCCUCGCCCACCUCAACAAGACCAGGGAGGCAAGUGACACCAGCAAUGAUCUGAUGGGAGUUGAAACCCUUAGCAACGGCGACAGCUCCAUGACAGAUAUCCAAGGAGACGAACAAACGGCAAGCGAGAUCACUCGAGCGUUUGACACCCUGGCCAAAGCCCUGAACCCUGGGGAUGGCUCAGCAGGGGACUCGUUGGAAGCCACCAUGCAAUUGAUGUCGGGGGACCAGUCAGGCCCUGUGGUCGAGCUGGAAGGACCUCUGCUGUCCGACAGUCAUGUCCCCUUCAAGCUCAUGAUGCCUUUGCCUGUGCCAGAGUACCUCAAUGUGAACUAUAUCUGCGAGUCAGCUUCUAGGCUACUUUUUCUCUCUAUGCACUGGGCACGUUCCAUACCUGCCUUUCAAGCCUUAGGUGGUCAAGAUAAUGACAUUAACUUGAUGAAAGCUUGCUGGAAUGAAUUGUUCGCCCUGGGUCUGGCACAGUGCUCCAGUGUCAUGAAUGUUGGUACCAUCCUAGCUGCCAUUAUCAACCAUCUGCAGACAAGCUUACAGGAAGAGAAGCUGUCCCCAGAGCGAGUGAAGGUGGUAAUGGAGCACAUCUGGAGGAUGCAGGAGUUUUGUAACAGCAUGUCCAAGUUGUCUCCAGAUGCUUAUGAGUACGCCUACCUCAAAGCCAUCGUUCUCUUCAGUCCUGAUCACCCAGGCAUAGAUAAUAUUCUGCAAAUAGAGAGGUUCCAGGAGAAAGCCUACAUGGAACUGCAGGAUUAUGUCACCAGGACCUACCCAGAAGACUCCUACCGGUUAUCCAAGCUGUUACUCCGUCUUCCAGCCCUCAGGCUGAUAAGUGCAGCUGUCACAGAAGAGCUGUUUUUUGCUGGCCUCAUUGGCAAUGUUCAGAUCGACAGCAUCAUCCCCUACAUCCUCAAAAUGGAGUCCACCGAUUAUAACAGUCAGGUGGUGUCUGGUGUCUGACAUGGACACACAUGAUGCAUUCAGCCACUGGCAACAAUUGGACUUUCAAGACGAAACAGUGGGCCAGUCAUUGUGCUCAGCAGGCAGAUCAACCCAGUGCUGUGAAUAAACUCAUUAUGGCCACCUCUAUGGAUUCUAAAGUUUUCCCUCUUACCUUGUUGCUCCUUCCUGCAAUCCAAUGACCCGUCAGCAACCAGUCAGUUCCUAUUGGCCCAGAGACCAUGGCUCCUAAAGAGCACCAGUAAAAUCCACACCAGUGGCGAGCAAGCUUACGGUUACCUUCUGAUUCAGGAACGAACUCUUGAACUCUGAAUAGUAGAUUGUGCUUUUUAUUGUACAUAGUAUUUUAUGCUCCAUAUCCUCCAAGGCUUUCAUUUUGUGCAUAUUUUGUUCUUUUGAAUGAAUGAGAUAUUGUUAUUUUUUCCCACUGCUUUCUCAGCUGGUUGUGCUUUUUUAAAUGUUUUGGAGAAGAAGAAAAAACUUGUCAUAAUGUGAACUGAUUUGUCAGGAAAUGUUAUUGCUGAAGGUUAUAACCUUUUAUAUUUUAUGUUUGCCAAUCCAAAGGAUAGGCCCAGCAUUGUGAGUCAAAUAAUGACAUAAUAUGGAUCUGAAGUAAUUAUGUAUAUAGAUAUGUAUAUAAAGCAAGCCAAAAGGUUAUCAUGGGCAAUAGUUGCUUAAACAUGAGUUCCAUCUUUUGGACAAGAUAAUGUAGUUGCAAAAUGAUUGUCAAGUCAUUUGAAAAUUAAAAAACAAAAACUUUCACUUAUGUGUCACUUGUAUUGAUGUAAGUGAGACAUCAUUUUGAUUAAUAGACAAUACCAGUAAAACUUGACGAAGCUUGU